GUGGCAUAUCAAUUAUUAAAUCAAAACACUUAAAUAUAUUACCAAAGUGGACUAAACAAAUCAAGUUAUGUUCGUGAUCAAGCAUACUAUAUCAACAUUGCUGUUCAUAAAACCAUUUAAGUCAUAUCAUUUUUCUUAUCAAUUAUCUUAACACGCGAAAUAAACGCAAUUUUUUUUAACUAUGAAUGUGACCAUAAAUCUGUCAGAUUGACACCGCAGACAGAAAUAACGAUAUCAUGCUGUCGUCCUCGCACUUGUGCCCGCGAACGCCAAAUUGAAGUAUUGAUUUGUUUACAAGUAGGAGUGCACGGAUAUUUUUCAAGUAUCUCGCACUGUAGUUAUAUCCCAUAGCCUUGUCAGAGCGAUUGGAUGAUAAUAUCCCGCUUAAUUGCUGCCUUCCGUGUCAGACAUUAUCAGUGGUCGGUGCCAGCUGUGAGCCGCCCCACGAGUUCCGACGGCCUAAAAGCAAUUACGAGAGUUUCUGGCGAGUUGUUUUAUCGAUUGCUCGCCUUUCCGUGCCCCGGGAUUGUGGUGUUCUCCUAAUCGCUUAGAGGCUCGAUAAGGAUCUGAGAAUGUGCGACGAAAUGAUGUAUGUCAAUGGUUUUAUUCACGAAUUGGGUCAGCAGUGAGUUUCUCUCGUCUGAAGCAGCGUAUUCGCGCGAGACACUCGAUAAUGGUUGUUUAUUUAUUCAAGCUGUAAUUACGUCUCCCAGGCAAUGGAAAGUGCAGUGAUUGUGUUUUGAGGGGUAUUUGAAAACAGUCGUCAUGUAUGGGAUGUUGUAUGUCGGAUCACUGGCGGGUAACAAGGUGGAAUGGAUAGCGGCAGGCUGGAGGCGGCCCCUUCCGGGGCGGUACACCUGGACACAGUGAGGGCGCUGCACCAGACUGUCGUCUCACUCAGAACUGCACUUGAAAUAUCCAAGAAUGAACUGAAACAGUUGAAGGAGAAGUAUGAGCAGCAUGCCCACUGCUUAGAGUAUGCAGAUAUUAUAGAGAAACUCACUUUAGAGAACCACAUAUUAAGGAGAACAAUAAUAGAUUCAAGAUAUGAUGAAAAGGAGCCUAGUGCACAGAACAUAAAGUUGGAAGUUACUUACAGCCCCCAGUCACAAAAUAUUGAGGAUUACACUAGUAGUGAGGUGGUUAUUGCCACUGCUACUGAGAGGCACACCCCAGUACAUGAAUUAGAGCUUGUUGCACAAGAACCAGAACCCCUUGCACAAGAAUCUGAUGCAAACAGUAAUAUUGGAUCUGUUGAGCAGUUGGAAGAAGUUCACGAGGACCUUGGAGAAAUAUCAGAGUCCACAGAAUUUAAUGCUGAAGAAUAUUCUCCUCAUGAUGAAGCAAAUAACAACACUGAGGUAGAAGACUUCUCUCAGGCCACAACUUCACAUAAACAGACAACAGAGCCAGAAGGUGUACACCAGCCGAGCUUCAAAACCAAACUUGAACUUCUGUCAAAGUUUGAUGUCAGAAUAAAGGUCAGAACAUUGAAGGAAGGUACAAUCAUUUCUAGUACUACAUCGGACAGUGACUCCUCAGAAGACCGCAAAGGUUUUGAGAAAGAACCAACAGAAUUUAAAACCAACGGUGGCAAAGUUGAAGAGAACGAGAAACAAUUUGACCUAGAUAACGGUAACAAGACUGUGAAUAUCAAAUCAUAUUCUACAGACAAUUUCAAGAUGGCGGUGCCCAAUGAAGCUGAUGCAAAGACUAAGACGGACAAGUUUGAUGUGCAAGUGAGGAUUACCUCUGAGGAGAACCUGGUAGUAAAGGAAAAUGUGGAGAGGAGUAGGAGGAAGGAUACCCUCAACUUGGAUGUGGAUGAUUUGAGUCUCAGAUCCAUGUCCGAAGGCGACAAUUCGGUAUUUUCUGAAGGAGUGGCGACUCCUUUGGAUCCGAAUGUGUCAGCUAUAGGCGACGACAAAAAUGAGGAAAACGCCAGUGGCAACGAAUCUGAGGAAGUGGAUGAUAUAGAACUCAUAUUCACUACCGACGAGUCUAAAGAUAUGAGUAAUCUGCAGGAGGAUCUAGUCUCGAUACGCGAGACAGACCAGUGGGCUCCUCAGUCGAGUUCGACCGCGCACUCAACACCAGUGCUCAUCAAAUUCCACACUUUAGACCCUGACUUCCAACCAGGUCAGGACAAAGACAACGUAACUGAAAACCAAGAAAACAACGAUAAGCCAAUGGAAGUCUCAAAACAAAAGAGGGUAUCCUUACCAAAUGAUAAGGAAAUAAGGCAUGUUGCCUUUAAUGGGAAUAAGGGUAAUUUGGAGUUGCCAGGCCGAAGCAUCCUGAAGAGCUGCGACAAUAGAUCUGAUAACACCCUAUUUAGGAAAAGCCCUAAUACAAGUAAUAGGAGACUAGACAGCAUCGAUAGCUUGACUUGCGAGUACAACAGAGGCCUAAGCUUUGACAACACGAAGUCAUCGAGUUUUGAACUAGGAUCCAGUAUGGACAUCCUUCAUCGUGAGGAGAGUGUGGAUAGUUUCCACAGGAAUGUAAAUUUGGGACAUAGGUAUUCAGUGUUUGCUGGGACUGAUAUUUCCAAGUGCGGUACUUCUGAAGAUGACUUGGCUGCUAACUUGAAUAUUAGGAGGAAUACUUGCCCUAAUCCGUUUCAAUAUCGGCCAUCGUCGGGCUACCGCGGCGUGUCCCGCCCCCCGGGUCCGUUCAAGGCGGGCGGGUCCCGCUUGCGGCCGGUGUUGCGCGACCCGGCGCAGGCGCGGCGCGAGAGCGGGGCGCAGACCGAUGUGUGCGCGCUGCCGCCGCGGUGGAGCUCCGAUGGCUACCUCGCUCAUAAGAUGUCGGUCCCCCCUCCGUGCGCGCCCACAGUCCCGUCCCGCGCGCCCGGGGCCGGCGCGCGGCGGCUGGCCGUGCCCGAGCCGCGCCCGCCGCCGCCCGCGCGACGGAACGACGAGACACGACGAGUCAUGCUCAGUGAUAUCGGUUUCACAUCGAUGGUCCCCGAGCUGUCCCGGUCUGCCGACCCGGUGUGGGCGCUCGGCAAGCUGCAGGCGCACCCGGACGAUAUCAUAUCCACCACCACAUCCACAUCCAAAUUCUUGUCUCGCGGCUCGUCGUACCGGUCGCCGUGUCUCAGUAUAGACAGGAGCAACGAUUGGACUCCGCAGCAUAUCUACAUGCCGUCUAGAGGUCUUCGGCCAUGGCGCAGUUCUCUACCGGAUGUGCGUCGUGACGACACAGACGAGCUGUUGGAGGAGGCGGAGGUGUUCGUCAGGCGAUCUAUAGACAACCUGCAGUCGCCGUAUGUCAACGACUGUAGCUUGGAGAAGCCAUCUGGUGUGACUGGGCAGCCGUACAUACAUCCCUCGUCAGACCUCGGCACGUCCAUCAGAAACAAGUGUUUGGAACUGGAAGAGAUCCUCCAGAGCCUCAAGUCUCGGCUAAACCACGUCGUACUGGACGAAAACAUAGUCCUCAGCCCUGAGGCCAACUCGAUGGAGGCGCAACUAGAGCACGAUCUCGACACAGACUGCCAGGAGGACUUGUCACUACAGGAGUUCCUGGAGCUGCUUCACUCGCAAAACAAAAUAAGCCCGACAGGAGUACAAUGA
Messenger RNA from Trichoplusia ni (cabbage looper), 3581 nucleotides. RefSeq lists its product as uncharacterized. The coding region runs from base 813 to 3581 and encodes 922 amino acids. Lineage: Eukaryota; Metazoa; Arthropoda; Insecta; Lepidoptera; Noctuidae. The transcript is spliced from 10 exons. The record is from RefSeq and is a predicted model, not a curated record.